Molecule: messenger RNA, 289 nt
Organism: Tauraco erythrolophus (red-crested turaco)
Lineage: Eukaryota; Metazoa; Chordata; Aves; Musophagiformes; Musophagidae
Source: RefSeq, a predicted model, not a curated record
AGCCAUCAUCAAUCACUUCAACCCGAAGAUAGAGUCUUAUGCUGCGGUGAAUCACAUAUCACAGCUCUCUGAGGAUCAGGUUUUGGAAGUGGUACGGUCCAACUACGACACGCUGACCCUGAAACUGCAAGACGGACUGGACCAGUACGAGCGCUACUCAGAGCAGCAUAAAGAGGCUGCCUUCUUCAAAGAGCUGGUUCGGUCCAUCAGCAUCAAUGUGAGGAAGAACCUUGCUUUCAACACACUGAGCCAGGAACUGCUGCUGAAGGAAUUCUCUACGAUCUCUUGA